AUGAAUUACGGGGUUGAACAAGAACUUGUUGCAUUCUUCGAGAAGACUACGACGACUCGCUCGGCCUGUGACAACUAUGCCAGUGAGCAUCUUGGUGGCAAUGUCACUCCAGUCGACGUGCAAGGCGUGUGUAGCUACACCGUCUAUGCUGGUCCUAACGCCGAAUUCAUCGUGCAGUAUCGUCUGAAGUCGCUUGCGCUGAACAUGGACAUUAUGAACCUUGCCAAUGCCAUUUACGGUACCUUGCCACCCCAGAUCUCCUUCAAGGGGCAAAUUGGGGAAUAUCACGAGAGUAAAGAACCGCUUUACAUAUACGUUAUGAACCGAAUGCCAGGCAUCUCCCACCUUGAUUUCAUCCUAGCCCAUAAUGGUGAUGUACCUGGAAACUCGCUCGAGUUUUCUCGCUGGCGCCAAAAUCUUGUGGCCGACAACGCAAAAUUCUUUGCUCUAUCCUGGAAAGGUCCUCAGGAUGUUGAUCAAACGUACCGCGAGAGUCUAAGCCAUCAGUACGAACGAGACCUGAAUUUGUUACUUGCUGCUCUCCCAAUUCGAUUCCAUCCAUUGAUCCGGAAGUCUCUUGACUCGUUGCCGGACAUCUUUUCGCUUCCUAUGGUACUACUGCACAAUGAUUUUGGUUCCUUCAACAUGCUUGUGGACGAAAAGUCUUGCAAUCUGCUCGGCGUGAUUGAUUGGGCCGAAUCUGAGAUUGCUCCAUUCGGCUUAAAUCUCUACGCUCAUGAUCGUUUGAUAAGUAAAAUCCACUUGAAACAUGGCUGGUCCAGGUAUGAUGAUUAUCGCCUUUUGGAUGAGAUAUUCUGGAGCACGUUCAGUCAAGAAACUGGAGUGGACGAUGAAACCAUCAAAACCAUCAAAGCUGCAAGGAUUGCUGGAGUACUGUUGUGGCUUGGCUUCACAAGUCGUCUUCCGAAUGAGCCGAAGCCAAUACCGAUUUCUGAUGAUGAAAGUGGAGCAUAUGGCAUGCGUGAUUUAGACGGGCUUUUGAUUAACCCAGCUACGAGGUUCACAGACUUGGUAUGA
Penicillium olsonii is the source of this 1038-nucleotide messenger RNA. NCBI's taxonomy places the organism in Eukaryota, Fungi, Ascomycota, Eurotiomycetes, Eurotiales, Aspergillaceae. The record is from the annotation of a GenBank genome assembly.